This is a messenger RNA of Naegleria lovaniensis, 2745 nucleotides long. RefSeq lists its product as uncharacterized. The transcript is spliced from 2 exons. Lineage: Eukaryota; Heterolobosea; Eutetramitea; Acrasida; Naegleriidae. The coding region runs from base 1 to 2745 and encodes 914 amino acids. The record is from RefSeq and is a predicted model, not a curated record.
AUGGUGUUUAAGGUACAUCCUCAAAGACAACAACAUGUUUCUAACGAGGCCAAUAAGUAUAACACAGACAAUAAUAAUCAACAGGAUGAAUUUGAGGUUGCUGCAGAUGAACGACUCUCAGACACGAUGAUGAUGAACAACAAGCACACACAAAGGUCUUCAUGUUGUUCCAUAUCAUUGAGGUAUUUCCUUGUUCUCACCAUUUCAAUACUCAUCAUUUUGUGUUCCAUCACAAUCUAUGUGAGUGUUUUUAUUGGAUUAUAUACUUCCAUUGAUGAGCUCUCAAACAAGGUAGUCAUGAACGCUCAAGACAAAAUUGUAACCUUUCUAGAUGGCUAUAUGGGAAAGCUCAAAUUGAUGGCUCAACUAGGAGCUCAACAAUAUAAUUCAGCCAUUGGAAUUCACACAUUUACCAAAGACCUCUUUCGAAGCUACAUGUUUCAUUUAACCAAACAAUCUGGUGUAUUUGUAGGCUACUUUUUGUACUUUCAUCCCUAUUCAGAACGGUACGCAGUUACUGUCGUAUCUACAAAUAAUACGCUCGUAUAUACGUAUCAGAAUAAUCGAUUUCCUGGAAUUAUUCGAGAUCAAUUGAAUUGGGAAACUGGUUCUGUGAUGAAAGCUAAUUACUCCAUUGACCCAACACCUGCCAACUUGACCAAACAAGAAUUUUACGUUUCUGGAUUGGCCAUGACUAAAAAGCUCAAAUCCGAAGGUGUUUUUCUCGAUCCAGUCUUCAUUAUUGGAGCUCAUAUUGCACUGCCGUAUAUUGCCUUACUUUAUGAUCCUAUUCAACUUCAACAACAACCUUCAAAAAAGGUACAAAUUGGCAUGUGUCGAUGUACUGUACCAUUGUAUUUGCUUUCCAACUUUUUGAGAGAUGAAAUUGAAAUAUUCUCCAAAGGUUAUGUUAUCAUAAUAUCACAUCCUAUUGUAACAACUAGUUCCACUUCUUCGAAUAAUACUUCUUCCUCCAUGGUACAAGUCAUUGCUGGAAGUAUUACAACCACCACUCCCGACGGUAAAAAUACCUUACCACUCUUCAAUUUGACAGAACGGAAUGCUGGUAAACUCAUGCAAGACAUUUAUCAUACCUACCGAGUGGACUUCUUUCAGUUACCUGAAAAAUUCAAAAUCUCUAGUUUAGGAGUGAAUUAUAUUAUAAUGUUGAAAGCAUUUUCAUAUGAGAAUAUCAAGUACAAAUUACUUGUUGUGGUCUAUGAAGAUGAAGUAAGCAUGACCACUUAUAUCAGCAUUGGUGCUUCAUUGGGGGCAACCAUUCUUGUUGUCAUUCUAGGCAUUUGCUAUGGAAUUGUGUUGAGCCAUGCCAUUACAUCACCUAUUCAAGCUCUGCAACGACACUUAGAGAGAAUUAAGGUUCUGGAUUUAGAAGACCAUACAGGAAUGAACAAUAAGAAUAGUAUUUUCAAAGAAAUGAAUGAAAUGUGUGAUCAUUUACAAGUGACCAUUUCAUGGCUCAAAGAAAUUAAGUGUUUCAUUCCAGAUAAUGUCUUUCAUCAACUACAGAUGAGAGCAAACGAACAUUCAUCAGCUUCAUUAACUCUCGCGUCAAGUUUAAGAUCCAGUACACAAGUGAAACCUCAAAUAAGGGCAUCCCAUGAACGACAAGCAAUAUUUAAACAUCAAAACAAACCAACACACGAAAAUCAUCAAGAACCAAUGAUGAACGAUCAAAAACACGAAACUGCAUCCAAUUCUAGCGUAUCCACAAGCACAUUAGGAGAACCAUCUUCUCUAUUCAAAAUGGGACUCUUUAAAAAAACAUGUACAGUUAUUUGCGUUUGCUUGAAUUGGGAAACUGCUUGCCAUUCAGACAUUGCAUGUGAAUUACCAAAAAUAGUGAAUACCAUUCGAUCCAUGUGCAAAGUUUUUCAAGCCAUUGUUCACAUUUCAUCUGUUGAGGAAAUUGUCAUUAUAUUCGAAACAGAAAAACAAUCCAAAAAGAAAAAGAGUGCAUUGGCAGCUGUUGAAUGUGCUUUAAAGAUUAUACGGACAUGCUCUCGUCAUCAUUCAAAGCAAUCUGGUCACACUACAUCUCACGAACAAAACAGUGCUACCACACCAGAUAGACCUAUUUCGAUGGGAAUUUCUACGAGUGAAGAGUCCUAUGUUGGAAAUUUGGGAUCUCAUUCUUUCAGAUUCUAUUCCAUAAUUUCGAAUGCCACUCAUAUUGCCAAAGAUUUAGCAUUUAUUGCUCGCUCAAUGAAUGCAACUGCAGUAAUGGAUGAAAAAACUUAUAUGGAAACGAAUAAGCACUUUGUGUCAAUACCAGUCGAUAGGAUGUGGAUACCAACAAAUAAUCAUGCAAGUGGUGAAGAUGCAACGACUGUGCAUAGUGUUUGUUCUGUCUAUGAAUUGUUAAGAGAAAUGGAGGUAAAAGAUGAUGAGUGGUUGUACGAAUUGGAGCAAAAAGAUGACAUUUCUAAAUUUCAACAAUUACAUUCGUUGUUUGACAUUUUCCAAGAACAAGAAGACAACAAGCUUGAAGCCAUGUUAAGGCAAAAUGUGUUAUUCCUAAGAGAUCACACCAUGUCCUCUCCAUCUAAUAGAUCGUAUGCACGGCUGUUGAAGCUAUUUGAAUUCAUUUUGAAUUCAUCAGGAGUUAAUAGAGAACAAUCCUUAGAUGCCAAUAACAUGGUGAAGAGUCUUAUUGACAAGUACUACCUCAGAAUUCAAAGAUCUAUUCUGUGCUCCAUUGAAAACUCAAUCGUUUUUUCAAAGUAA